This is a messenger RNA of Chondrus crispus (carragheen), 720 nucleotides long. RefSeq lists its product as hypothetical. The record is from RefSeq and is a predicted model, not a curated record. The coding region runs from base 1 to 720 and encodes 239 amino acids. The transcript has a single exon. Lineage: Eukaryota; Rhodophyta; Florideophyceae; Gigartinales; Gigartinaceae.
AUGCUUCUCAAAGGAGAAACGAGCAAGCUGCACCCAAUACACACAUAUACAGACACGGACCUCGCAGGUGACGACAACGAUCGCAAGUCGUCGUCUGGAGCAGUUCACUUAUUCAACGGCGCCCCGAUCGCAUGGAGCUCGGGAAAGCAGUCCUUAAAAGCCCUCUCCACCUGCGAAGCCGAAUAUAUAGCGCCAACAACAGCACUUCAGACAACACAGUGGCUGAGGAGAAUCCUGAGCGAGGCGCAACUACUACCGAAUACCCCCACACCGAUCUUCGUAGACAACAAAGCAGCCAUCGCAGUAGCCAAAAGUGUCGCGUCAACACGCAAACGAAAAUUCAUAGGCCUAAGGCACCACUUUCUGCGCGAACACAUCAAGAACGCAACGAUCAAGGUCAUACACGUACCAUCCAAAAGCAUGCUGGCCGACCUACUAACAAAACCCAUGGGCAAACAAACAUUCCUCCCUCUCAAAACCGCGCUGAGCAUCUUACCACUCCCCGCGGCAAAACGACAAAAGAACAUACCCUCUCCGCAAACUAAACAUGCACCGGAACAGGAGGCGUGUCAGGACGCUCAAAAGAGUGAGCGCAAGCAGAUGUUCCGGCGCAUACCGCCAGCGACGAGUGUCAGGACGCAACCUGUCCACGUGGACAGGUGGACACGACGGACACCGCCGGCAGCGGCGACGGCGGGGAGUAUAUUAGGGAUAGGAUAG